AUGGUGGCCCUGCUGCUUCUGGGGAUCCUGCUGCUCCUGGGGCUCUGGGGGCUGCUCCAAGCCUGCACCCCCACCCCCUCCCCAGCCCCUCGCUGGCCCCCUGGGCCACGUCCACUGCCGCUCAUCGGAAACCUGCACCUGCUGCGUGUGUCCCAGCAGGACCGGUCACUGAUGGAGCUCUCAGAACGGUACGGGCCGGUGUUCACUGUUCACCUGGGGCGUCAGAAGACGGUGGUGCUGGCUGGCUACGAGGCUGUGAGGGAGGCCCUGGUGGGCACCGGGCCGGAGCUGGCUGACCGGCCCCCCAUCGCCAUCUUCCAGCUCAUCCAGGGAGGUGGGGGCAUCUUCUUCUCGUCGGGGGCACGCUGGAGGGCCGCCCGCCAGUUCACCGUGCGCACCCUCCACGGCCUGGGCGUGGGGAGGGGGCCCGUGGCUGACAAGGUCCUGCAGGAGCUGAGGUGCCUCAUGGGGCAGCUGGACUGCUACGGAGGCCAGCCUUUCCCCCUGGCCCUGCUGGGCUGGGCCCCCUCCAACAUCACGUUCACGCUGCUCUUUGGCCGGCGGUUCGAAUACCAGGAUCCCGUGUUCGUGUCCCUGCUGAGCCUUAUCGAUGAGGUCAUGGUCCUCUUGGGGACCCCCAGCCUGCAGCUGUUCAACAUCUACCCCUGGCUCGGGGCCCUCCUCCAGCUGCACCGGCCUGUCCUACGGAAGAUAGAGGAGGUCCGAGCCAUCCUGAGGACCCAGCUGGAGGCGCGGCGGCCCCCCACGCCCGGGGGAGGCCCCGUGAAGAGCUACAUGGACGCCCUGAUCCAGCAGGGCCAGGGGAAUGACCCCCAAGGCCUGUUUGCUGAGGCCAACAUGGUGGCCUGUGCCCUGGACAUGGUCAUGGCUGGUACAGAGACCACGUCGGCCACGCUGCAGUGGGCUGCCCUCCUGAUGGGCAAGCACCCGAGUGUGCAAGGCCGGCUGCAGGAGGAGCUGGACCGCGUGCUGGGGCCCCGACGGUACCCCCGGCUGGAGGACCAGCGGUCCCUGCCCUACACCAACGCCGUGCUGCACGAGGUCCAGCGGUUCAUUACCCUCCUGCCCCACGUGCCGCGGUGCAUGGCGGCUGACACCCAGCUGGGCGGCUACCUGCUCCCCAAGGGCACACCUGUGAUCCCCCUGCUGAGCUCUGUGCUCCUGGACAAGACACAGUGGGAGACGCCCCGCCAGUUCAACCCGGGCCACUUCCUGGACGCUGAGGGGCGCUUUGUGAAGCGGGCAGCCUUCCUGCCCUUCUCUGCAGGCCGCCGCGUCUGUGUGGGAGAGAGCCUGGCCAGGUCGGAGCUGUUCCUGCUUUUCGCUGGCCUCCUCCACAGAUACCGCCUGCUGCCCCCGCCCGGCCUCAGCCCCGCCGCCCUGGACACCACGCCCGCCCCAGCCUUCACCAUGCGGCCGCCAGCCCAGGCGCUCUGUGCAGUGCCCAGGCCCACGGGCUCUGACCAAGGAGACCCGGGGAGGGUCUGA
This is a messenger RNA of Callorhinus ursinus (northern fur seal), 1509 nucleotides long. The record is from RefSeq and is a predicted model, not a curated record. Lineage: Eukaryota; Metazoa; Chordata; Mammalia; Carnivora; Otariidae.